Messenger RNA from Paralichthys olivaceus (Japanese flounder), 2083 nucleotides. RefSeq names its product ETS variant transcription factor 7 (gene etv7). Gene Ontology annotation, molecular function: DNA-binding transcription factor activity, RNA polymerase II-specific; sequence-specific DNA binding. Gene Ontology annotation, cellular component: nucleus. The record is from RefSeq and is a predicted model, not a curated record. NCBI's taxonomy places the organism in Eukaryota, Metazoa, Chordata, Actinopteri, Pleuronectiformes, Paralichthyidae. Gene Ontology annotation, biological process: cell differentiation; regulation of transcription by RNA polymerase II.
UUUUCAUUUCCCGGAAGGGUCGAAUGUGAAAAUAGGAGAGUUUUAUUUCAUCGAGAGUUAUUUUUUUUAUUCCUCGUUUGUAAUGAAGUUCUGAGAGAAUUAACCAGAAGUUUUAGUUCGUGUUUGGACGAGUUUUAUGUCUGAUUACAAGAAAAUAAUCCUAUUUCCUUCAAGGGUUUUUUUCAAAUGGAGAACGUUUCCCUGUCACCUUUGGACAAGCAGGAAAACACAGCCAACACUUUGUCAUCAUCAAUGAAUGGAGAGCAGGCCAACAAAUGUCCCAGAGUGCAUCACUCCCCUGCCCACCAUCCUCAGGAGGACCUGUGGCAUCUACCUGGACGUCUACGAAUCAACCCAUCUCUGUGGGAUAAAGAGGAUGUCGCCCACUGGCUCCACUGGGCUCAGAGGGAGUACUCACUGCGGCGAUCAGAGAAGGGACCAUUCGAGAUGAACGGUCGAGCCCUGUGCCUGCUCACAAAGGAGGACUUCAGACGCCGCUGCCCCAGCUCAGGUGAUGUUCUGUACGAGAUCCUUCAGUGUGUGAAACAACAGAGGAGGGGUGCUGUCUGCGAUCCGCAAAAUAAGCCUCCCGCCCUGACCCUGGGAAACAUACACAGCCAGGGCCCAGUCAUCUGCCAGGUCCCAGCCGUCAGUGUCCAAGAACCUCAGCCUCCCACAGUCAAUGACACCCAAGCUUCCCUCGCUUUCACCAGCGCAGUGUCAACAGCUGUGGUGACCACUGUGAGCCAAUCAGAGCCCACGUCACCUCUCAGAGAUCGUCCGUCGACCUUUCACGCUCAUGUUGUUCCACUCAUACAUAUUACAGCUGUCCCCACAUCUCCCCACAGCAAAGCUCAGUGUCCUCCAACAAAGAGCAUCAGCCAGGAGCCCCUCAACCUGUCGAGUCGAGAGAGGAGCCCAGUGCACAAAGUCAAUGGUCGCAUCCCAGAGUGCAGACUGCUAUGGGACUAUGUGUAUCAGCUACUGUGUGACGAACGUUACCAACAAUACAUUCGAUGGGAAGACAGGGACAGCCUGGUGUUCAGGGUGGUCGACCCAAACGGACUGGCGUGUCUCUGGGGAAACCACAAGAACCGAGACAAUAUGACCUAUGAGAAAAUGUCCCGUGCUCUGCGGCACUACUACAAGCUCAACAUCAUCAAAAAGGAGCGAGGUCAAAAACUCCUCUUCAGGUCUCUGUCUUUUUCUCUUUCUCAGUCACUGUCGGUAUUUUCCCCAAUGACAGCACUGGCAAGUAGUAGUUAUUGCUUCCUGUCUAUCUCCCCUCAGGUUUUUGAAACUCCCACAGGACAUCAGGAAACAGCAGGCCGACCCCGCCGAGUCCCCAGAACACACAUCACCUCCGGACGGGAACUUUUCAGACAGCAGUCCCGUGUACGAGAUCAAUGAAGACCAUUUUGAGAUUUCCCCUGAUCGUAUGUCUCCACAGCCUCCUCUAACUGAUGCUCCUGUAAGAAAGAGAAAAGUCUUUAAAUGUAACUAAGUAUAACAACAAACUGUAGUGCCCAUCAGAGAGGAGACUGGUGUCUUUAUCUUUCAGUUUUAGCUUUAGAAAAAAAUAACCCAGGCAUUAACGGUUAAACAAAAUGCAUUGUUAGAUGGAUUGUCAGAAAUUGCACUGUGAGAGCUUUUUAUUUUGCUGUUUUUUUUCUGCGAUCAGAAUGAACACUAAGGGAUAAGGGAAACUGUGAGAGAAAUUAAAACAAUAAUGCCCAGAAUUUAAAUUUCUCAGGCUCACUCAAAAUAAUGGCAUUACAGUAAAUAGACUUAUUUUCAUGCACUAAAUACUGCAAGUCCUGUAGGUAAUGGGUUUGAAUGGAUGAUUUAUUUUCAGUUUUCUCAGAUUGGAUGAAAAAGCAGAGAUUAUUCAUGUUCACACAAAAAAACUGUUCAGUACAAAAGCCAGGUUUAACAUGAAAAUUGUUAUUUUACUAUAGUUUGUGAUGACUCAACCUGCAGAUGGAGUUUGUUUGUGUUGUAAAGUUAAUAUUUGCUAAGUGCUAACAUGUGUCCUGCAUUGUAAAUGUAAUAUUUUGUAUUUCAUUAAAAUGGAUUGUGGAUA